AAAAAGAGGAGGAGGAGGGUGAGCGAGAAGCUCGGAGAGCAAAGAAAAAGGGGCCACCGGUCGCCCCCCCCCCGCUUCCCCGCACGCGCUCUCUGGCUGCGGCCGCCCGCCUGCCGCGGCUACCCUGGCCCCAUCCCUCUGUCCCCCCCUUCCCCCGUGAACGGAUCAAGGCGCUGAGCGAGGCCCUGCCGGGGCGGCCAUGAGGCGGUGACAGGAGCGCGGCCGAGACGCACGGGCCCCCUCGCCCCCUCACCAGUCGCCACAGCCGAGGCCGCUUCCCCGGCGGCCCGUAGCGCGCGCGCAGCCCACACUCGCUUUCCCUCCGCACUCCCCCGGCCCCGGCGCUGCCUGGAGGCGGCUGCACUCGGGGAUCAUGGCCCAAGUCGCAAUGUCCACGCUGCCGGUGGAAGAUGAGGAGUCCUCGGAGAGCAGGAUGGUGGUGACCUUCCUCAUGUCAGCCCUCGAGUCCAUGUGUAAAGAGCUGGCCAAGUCCAAGGCCGAGGUGGCCUGCAUCGCCGUGUAUGAGACAGAUGUGUUUGUCGUGGGAACUGAAAGAGGACGUGCUUUCGUCAAUACCAGAAAGGAUUUUCAGAAAGAUUUUGUAAAAUACUGUGUGGAGGAGGAGGAGAAAGCUGCCGAGCUGCACAAGGUGAAGUCGGCGAGCCAGGGCAGCCGGCUGAGCGUGGACGCCGUGGAGAUCGAGACCCUCAGGAAAACCGUGGAGGACUACUUCUGCUUUUGCUACGGGAAAGCUUUAGGCAAAUCCACCGUGGUGCCUGUUCCCUACGAGAAGAUGCUGCGAGACCAGUCGGCCGUGGUGGUCCAGGGGCUUCCAGAAGGAGUGGCCUUCAAGCAUCCUGAGAAUUACGAUGUUGCCACCCUGAAGUGGAUCUUGGAGAACAAAGCAGGGAUUUCGUUUAUCAUCAAGAGGCCUUUCCUGGAGCCCAAGAAGCACCUGGGUGGGCGCGUGAUGGUGUCGGAUGCUGAGCGAUCGCUGCUGUCUCCGGGUGGAAGCUGUGGCCCCGUCAAGGUGAAGACUGAGCCCACGGAAGAUUCCGGCAUUUCCCUGGAAAUGGCAGCUGUGACGGUGAAGGAGGAGUCCGAGGACCCUGACUACUAUCAGUAUAACGUGCAAGCAGGCCCUUCUGAAACUGAUGAUGUUGAUGAGAAACUCCCCCUUUCGAAGCCUUUGCAAGGAAGCCAUCACUCCUCCGAGAGCAACGAAGGAACCGAAGUGGAAGUACCAGCAGAAGAUUCUACUCAACAUGUCCCUUCAGAAACAAGUGAGGACCCUGAAGUUGAGGUGACCAUUGAAGAUGAUGAUUACUCUCCACCCGCCAAGAGACCGAAGAGCAGCGAGCCUCCCCCGCCCCCGGCCGUGGAGCCCGCCAACGCUGGGAAGCGGAAAGUGCGGGAGUUCAACUUUGAGAAAUGGAAUGCUCGCAUUACUGAUCUACGUAAACAAGUCGAAGAGUUGUUUGAGAGAAAAUAUGCUCAAGCUAUAAAAGCCAAAGGCCCGGUGACGAUCCCAUACCCUCUUUUCCAGUCUCAUGUUGAAGACCUUUAUGUAGAAGGGCUUCCCGAGGGGAUUCCCUUCAGAAGACCUUCUACAUACGGCAUCCCUCGCCUCGAGAGGAUCCUGCUUGCCAAGGAACGGAUUCGCUUUGUGAUUAAGAAACAUGAACUUUUGAAUUCAACACGUGAAGAUUUACAGCUUGACAAGCCAGCUUCAGGAGUGAAGGAGGAGUGGUAUGCCAGGAUCACCAAGCUCAGAAAGAUGGUGGAUCAGCUUUUCUGCAAAAAAUUUGCCGAGGCCUUGGGCAGCACGGAAGCCAAGGCUGUUCCGUACCAGAAGUUUGAGGCGCACCCCAAUGACCUAUAUGUGGAGGGACUGCCUGAAAACAUUCCCUUCCGAAGCCCUUCAUGGUACGGGAUCCCGCGGCUAGAAAAAAUCAUUCAAGUGGGCAAUCGAAUCAAGUUUGUGAUCAAAAGGCCAGAACUCCUGACUCACACUACCACCGAGGUGACUCAGCCAAGAACAAACACUCCAGUCAAAGAAGAUUGGAAUGUCAGGAUCACCAAGCUGCGGAAGCAAGUGGAGGAGAUUUUCAACUUGAAAUUUGCUCAAGCUCUUGGGCUCACCGAGGCGGUAAAAGUCCCAUACCCUGUGUUUGAGUCCAACCCUGAGUUCCUGUACGUGGAAGGUCUGCCAGAAGGAAUUCCCUUCCGCAGCCCUACCUGGUUUGGAAUUCCACGCCUGGAAAGGAUUGUCCGUGGCAGCAAUAAAAUCAAGUUCGUUGUUAAGAAGCCUGAGCUCGUCGUUUCCUACCUGCCUCCUGGGAUGGCGAGCAAGAUCAACACUAAAGCAUUGCAGUCUCCCAAAAGACCACGAAGCCCCGGAAGCAAUUCAAAGGUCCCUGAAAUUGAGGUCACUGUGGAAGGCCCCAACAACAGCAGUCCUCAGACCUCAGCUGUGCGGACCCCUACCCAGACCAACGGUUCUACUGUCCCUUUCAAGCCUCGAGGGAGAGAGUUUUCCUUCGAGGCCUGGAAUGCCAAAAUCACGGACCUGAAGCAGAAAGUUGAGAAUCUGUUCAAUGAAAAAUGUGGGGAGGCACUGGGCCUGAAGCAGGCGGUGAAGGUGCCCUUUGCAUUGUUCGAGUCCUUCCCGGAAGACUUCUAUGUGGAGGGGUUGCCCGAGGGCGUGCCCUUCCGAAGGCCGUCAACCUUUGGCAUCCCGAGGCUGGAGAAGAUCCUAAGAAACAAAGCCAAGAUUAAGUUCAUCAUUAAGAAGCCUGAGAUGUUUGAGACGGCCAUCAAGGAAAGCACCUCCUCCAAGAGCCCUCCACGAAAAAUAAAUUCAUCACCCAGCGUCAAUACUACUGCCUCGGGCGUUGAAGAUUUGAACAUCAUCCAGGUGACGAUUCCAGAUGAUGAUAACGAGAGACUGUCCAAAGUUGAGAAAGCGAGACAGCUAAGAGAGCAGGUGAAUGACCUCUUCAGUCGAAAGUUUGGUGAGGCCAUCGGCAUGGGCUUCCCCGUGAAAGUGCCCUACCGGAAAAUCACCAUCAACCCCGGCUGCGUGGUGGUGGACGGCAUGCCCCCGGGGGUGUCUUUCAAGGCCCCCAGUUACCUGGAGAUCAGCUCCAUGAGAAGAAUCUUAGAUUCCGCCGAGUUCAUCAAGUUCACAGUCAUUAGACCCUUCCCGGGACUCGUGAUUAAUAACCAGCUGGUUGAUCAGAGUGAGGCAGAAGGCCCAGUGCUGCAAGAGUCCACUGAGCCCAGCCAGUUGGAGGCACCAGCCUCAGAAGAAGUAAAAGAGACGGAUGGGAGCUCUCAGAUCAAGCAGGAACCAGACCCUACGUGGUAGAGCUCCUACUGCUAGGGAGCGGUGGCGGGGUUCGAGAGAAGAACUUCUGGACCGGAGCCUGCCACACCGUGUAAUAUACUUGUAUAACAGAAAUACCUUCUAUACAAGCCUUUUUUUCUACUUUUAGAUAGAAAUGUCUACUUUUUCAGCAGUUCUGUGAAUUGAAUUAAAGAGCAGAGUGACCGUAGGUUGGAAUGGCUGACUGACUGGGGGACGUGGGGCCAGCCGCGGGCCAGCCGCUCUGGCCACAGGAAGCCGCCCGCUGCAGGCGCGUGUCUGCUUCCGAGGUAGUUCACUUCCGGCGUUGUUUACGGAAUCAUUUAACCAACCCCUCGGUUGCGGUUGCCCCUGGCUUCCAUGAAUGGCUGGGAAGCAAAGUCUGUGUAUUUGACCAAGCCUUUCCCAUGCUGGCCAUCAUGUUCUUCCGUGUGUGUCACCAUUCAGAGGUUGGAGAGCAAGCAGGUGGCAGGUGAACUGACUAUGCCAGCCAGAGCCUCCCGCUCAGGGCCCUGCUGUCAGGAGGGCUUCUGUGGGUCCCCCUCUCCAUCCCCCACUCUGCUUGUGGUUUUGAGGGCUUUGUGGGUGGCACCUGUCUCCCACUGGGGCUGGGGUUCCCACCAGGGUGGGAGCCGGGGGCACUGUUGUAGGAGAGUGCCGGCUCCGAGGGUUCCAGGCCGGUGCAGGUGUGUCCCAGCUCUGUGAAAGCUAGAGUAUGUCAUGGCCUAGAGUUUCCAGUAGCUUUAUCACAAUAUUCACAAUGGAGAAUUCUAUUACAUGUUAGCAGAAAUAGGCAUUUUUAUGUGUUGCUUAUAUUUUACCUCAAAUUAAAUUGUAGAUAUAGGGUAAUAAAUAAAACUCCAUCCAUGCCUUUCA
Molecule: messenger RNA, 4243 nt
Organism: Ochotona princeps (American pika)
Lineage: Eukaryota; Metazoa; Chordata; Mammalia; Lagomorpha; Ochotonidae
Gene: GTF2I
Product: general transcription factor IIi
Exons: 35
Coding region: 374-3370 (998 amino acids)
Biological process (GO): transcription by RNA polymerase II
Cellular component (GO): nucleus
Molecular function (GO): DNA-binding transcription factor activity
Source: RefSeq, a predicted model, not a curated record